Molecule: messenger RNA, 2176 nt
Organism: Daphnia magna
Lineage: Eukaryota; Metazoa; Arthropoda; Branchiopoda; Diplostraca; Daphniidae
Product: prolyl 4-hydroxylase subunit alpha-1
Exons: 13
Coding region: 194-1831 (545 amino acids)
Biological process (GO): peptidyl-proline hydroxylation to 4-hydroxy-L-proline
Cellular component (GO): endoplasmic reticulum
Molecular function (GO): iron ion binding; protein binding; procollagen-proline 4-dioxygenase activity
Source: RefSeq, a predicted model, not a curated record
GCAAGACUUCUAGUUGCCUACCGACCACAGUCGGCUAAACUUGGCCUUCCUGGACGAUCCAACUGCUGUUUUUAUUUUCUGUUUGUUUACUUACGCAAGUGCGAUUCCUACUAGUUCAGUUGUUUUUUUGUUAUUCCAAUCGAGGACGUACGUUCAUCCAGACGACUCCCAUCUUAUCAGUUAACGCAUCAACAUGCAUAUCAUUACCUUUAUGCCAGUACUCUUCCUCCUAAUGCAACCAAAUGUCAUCUACGGUGAAGUUUUCACCGCCUUGGUGGACAUGGAGGGCCUCAUCUCAACUGAGCUGGAGCUUGUAAGGCACCUUGACAAUUACAUUCAAGCUGAAGAGACAAGGCUGAAGCAACUGAGAAAAUAUUUGGAAGAAUAUGAAAGCAUAUAUCAAGAAGCUAGUGCAGAUGUCACCAAAUACUUGGCCAAUCCCAUCAAUGCUUAUUUGCUUGUCAAACGCCUUACUGCCGACUGGAAGCAGGUAGAAGGAGUCAUGACCCAGAAUGUUGGCCCUGCCUUUGUUCACAAUAUCACCCAGCACCGUGGUGUGUUACGUUUCCCGUCUGAUGAGGACUUGAAUGGAGCUGCUGUAGCUCUCAUGCGGCUGCAAGAUACUUAUAAAUUGGAUACUCACGCUUUAGCAGAAGGAAAGCUCCUUGGCAAAAAGUAUUCUCGUCAGCUUACCGCUGGCGAUUGCUGGGAACUUGGACGUCAAUCAUACAACAACGGUGAUCACUACCACACUGUUCUUUGGAUGGGAGAAGCAUUGAACAAAUUCGAAGAUGAGUCAAACAAAACAGUUUCUCGCCAAGAUAUUCUCGAAUACUUGGCUUUUUCAACCUUCAAACAAGGCAAUGUCAAGGAGGCUCUGCAGUUGACCCACGAGCUGCUUAAAAUUGUUCCCUUCCACCAGCGUGCUCUUGGAAACAAAAAGUACUACGAAGACCUCCUUCGCCAACAGGGAGUAAUUCAGCGUCGCGGAGAGACUGGAGACGUCGAAAACAUGAUCAUGGAUGAACCGUUCAACACUGCCAAUUUGAAGCUGACCAAGCCAAGUGAUCACUUGCCCGAACGCGAAAACUACGAAAAGCUUUGCAGAGGUGAGAAACUGAUGGAUCCCAAAAUCGAAGGCCGUCUGCGAUGCCGCCUUGUAACCAAUAACGUGCCAUUUUUGUACAUUCAACCCGUUAAGAUGGAAGAAGCGUACCAUAAACCGCUGAUUGUUAUUUAUCACAAUGUCAUAUCCGACGAUGAGAUGGAGACUGUUAAGAAGAUGGCCCAACCUAGGUUUAAACGAGCCACCGUACAGAACAGUGUGACUGGUAACCUCGAACCAGCCAACUAUCGCAUUUCUAAAUCAGCCUGGUUGAAGAGCGAAGAACACGAUCAUGUCUUAAAGGUGACCCGCCGUGUUGGCGCUAUUACUGGACUAGAUAUGGCCACAGCCGAGGAUCUCCAAGUAGUCAACUACGGCAUUGGUGGACAUUACGAGCCACAUUUUGAUUACGCCAGGCCUUCGGAGGUUAAAGCCUUUCAAGGACUUGGCACUGGCAAUCGCAUCGCAACAUGGCUGAUGUAUAUGAGUGACGUCGAGGCUGGUGGCGCGACCGUCUUCCCCAAACUCAACCUGGCCCUAUGGCCACAAAAAGGAAGUGCCGCCUUCUGGUACAAUUUGCAUCCAAAUGGUGAAGGUAACGAGCUGACCCGCCAUGCUGCCUGUCCCGUCCUUACUGGAUCCAAAUGGGUAUCCAAUAAAUGGAUUCAUGAACGAAAUCAAGAAUUCCGUCAUCCUUGCGGUUUGAAAUACGACACCGGAAUGUAGUUUUAUACCAGUUAAAAAAAGAAAAACGCAAUCUCAUAUCUUUCUACUCAAUGUUCUUUUCUGCCGAGGCACAAUCUCGUCUUUAUUUUUUUCUUGAUUUGAAGGCGCGUGAAACCAAAACUAUAUCUUAAUUCCUAUAUUUACGAAAUAUUGGUUUCAAACUUUUUCCUAUAUUGCAUUCUUCUGGAUUGUUCGGCAUCAUCAAUUCUGAUAAUCGACCAACGUUUAUCGAUGGGGGUCCUGUUUCAUGAAAUUUUCUGCGGGAUCGGAUCAUUUUUUUUUAUUGAUUUAUUUUUAAUUUUUUUUGUGUGUACCCACAAGUGUCUAAUACAGUGUGCCAUGUCA